UUUAAUAUUUUGAUUCUUAGUUAAUAUUUACUAGGUAUAUACCUUAAUUUAUAGUUAAACUACUAUAUUGUUCAUUUAUUAAUUAGUUUAAUACAAACAAGGACAAUGACUUCAAUAUUACAAAAAGUGUUGGAUAUUCCCAGUGUACUUUCUCAUUUAUUGGAGGUUGAUAUUAAAGAUAUUACCAAUUGCAAAAUUUUGGGACAAGAACAAAAUGGAGAGUUUAUCCUUUGUUGGAACUUAAGUGGUCCAGGAGAAUCUUGUACUGCAGUAGGAUUGUUUUUUUACACCAUCAAAAAAAUACAAGUUUUAAUUAAGUUUAAACAUUUGGUGAAUAUUGUUCAAGCUUCGAUCAAUUAUAAAAACUCAGUUCUUGGCUAUGUAACCAAAGAGCCAUUUGAAGACUGUAUGGAAUAUUAUCGUGUUUUUAUCAUGCACCUUGACUAUCCUAAUUUUGAACCUGUUGAUUUAAAUGUUAACAACCGUCGCCAAACCAUGAUUCAAUUUUUAUACAGGAAACGUAAGCAGCCAGGCAACGAUCGCUUUUUAGUAUUUACUCAUGAAACAUCUAUAACACUUUAUCAAGUGGAGGAAACUGAUAAUGUAAAGAACCAUUUAAAUAUAAAAAAGCAAGAUCAAGUUGUGAAUCAAUUUUCAUGGGCUCAAUGGGAACCUCAGCAUCAAUGUUUAUUUUACAUUCAUUAUUCAAAUAUGGCUAACAGUAAUUCAGACGAAGCUAGUCUCUCCGCUUUACAAUUCCAUGACGAACCACAUCAUGAAACUGUGUUAAAUGUCCCACUAAACUUGCCAAACAGAAAAAGAAUAGCAGAAAAUCUUUCGAAUGGUUAUUUUGAUAUUCCUGUACCAUUAUGUGUUCAUGACAGUAUGUUAGAUGUUCGUGUAUUAUCGGAUGCACGAGGAUUUGUUGCAGUUUGUCAUUAUUAUUUAUAUCAAGGAGUUAGUGCUCCGUUAGCCAAUGAUCAUUUGAGAACAGUGUAUUUGGCUUUUUCCGUUACUCUUCUGCACCAUGGCAGUGUAGUUCAUUGCAAUAUAGCUGGUGUACCUAUGGUUCGUGCAUAUGAGUCUCGUCCAAUAUUCACCAUGCAAGGAGAUCAACAUUUAUUGGUGCACUUUCCCAACAUGUGUACAUUGCUUCUGGAUGUAGGCCCUGAUCAUGAACCAAACUGCCAUAUUGUUAUACCUUGUGCAGAUGAAAACAGAAGUUGGAAGAGUACAAUUGCCACAACAAUUGGGUCUGCGGGCACAGUUGUAGAUUUAUCUACAAUGGCUGUAUUUGAAACAAAAAUUACUAAGCGCCACUUAAUUGAAGCUUUUAAGCAACCAGAUGCCGUACUCUCCAAUCAACAAGCCAUAUUACACUACUUUAUUGUACACAGGCGAGACAUGGAUAUUGUUAACCAACUUUUAAAUUCGGUUGUGGACAAUGGUUUAAAUAUUAACUGUUCAAAGUUGUUGCAAGAAAUAUUAGUGGGAAGUGCUUUUGCCCAAGUCAGACGUAGUUUACUGUCGGAUGCUGUAAGCUUAGCAAGAUAUUUACCUAUUACAAUAUCUAAACAUAAUGUACCAUUGGAAGUUAGGGUGAAUGGAUAUACACUUUCUCUUUCUCAAGAAAUGUUAGAAAACCCUAGGGUUAUGUUGUUGUCUCCUCGACAGAGAUUGAUACCAUUUCGCGAUGACUUGUGGACAAGAUUAUGGGAACUCUUACCUGGUGGAUCUAUUAUAGAAGAUAAUGCUACUUCAAGACAAGAGAUUCCUCGUUUUUCAAACAUGACUGUCGCAGUCAAACUUAAUGUUUCAUUAAUAUGUUAUCAGCCUGAAGUACUUUCUCGAUGUAGUACCCCUCUGUCACCUGGAGGAUCGAUGCUUGCUAACAGUAUUGCAAACAUUGCAAUAUCUGAUCUAUCUCACUCGUUUCAUUCUUCAGCAGUACAAUUACCAUUUUUGGAAACCGAUACUUCAGCAGCCAGUAAACAAGAACAUGUCAUCUCUGUUAACCUCCGGGAACUGAGCAUGCAUCUGCUAAAACAAAGUUCAAUGCGUUCUAACAAACUGCGUAAUCGGUCCAUGUCCGAACCCAAUGCCAUGCAUGUACAUGCUGUGGCCACAAAGUAUGCAUCAUCUCAGUUAGAGAUCUCCAGAUCAUUGUGUGCUCAUCUAACGCUGGCCGCUGGUGUAGACACAAGAUUACAUAAGCAAAUCGGUUUUCAACUCAUUGACAACAUUGAAGACGAACAACGCCGAUCACUAUUAAUGGUGUUACAGAGACUCAUACAUGCUGCAGACACAUUGGCUUUCCCAUUGCCUCAAGGUUUUUCAUCAUUUAUCACAUACCUCGGAUACAAAGUCAUGUCAGCUACCAUGUUUAGUCAGUAUGUUCGAUGCAACACAUUUUUGCUCAAUGUGGAUGUUAUGAAGAAAAUACUAGGUGAUAUAAUCGACAAUAAAGAGGGAGUUUUGAAAAAAUUAGAUCUUUUACAAAGUUUACCGCAUUCAAGAGCUAAACGAUUAAUGAACCAAUGGUCUCAUCCAAUGUCUGUCAUGUUGAGAGCAAGAGAACAUGCUGCAGAGAUUUUGGGCGGUAUGUCAAUCAGGACUCCAAAUUACCGCCGCAAUGUAAAAUAUCGAUCAAAUUCAGGUGUAACUUCAGCUUUUCCAUCUCAAAAUCGCAUGUCACCACUGGAAACGUUUUUAGAACUCCUCACAGCUAAAGCCAUGUUGGCUGAUAUUGAUUACAACCUUCUCGUCGACGCUACUGUGGCAUCUACAAAAGAAAAUUUGUUCAAUUAAGAAUCAAAAUAUUAUGUAUAUUUUAUUUAAAAGUUGCACAUAAGAAAAGUCUUUUAUAAUCUUUGUAUAUAAAUUAAAUAUACUAUAUAUUAUUAUGUA
Messenger RNA from Rhopalosiphum maidis (corn leaf aphid), 2907 nucleotides. It is a transcript of the gene pigeon, whose product is annotated as protein pigeon. Gene Ontology annotation, cellular component: trans-Golgi network. Bases 106 to 2808 code for a protein of 900 amino acids. Gene Ontology annotation, biological process: positive regulation of amyloid-beta formation. The transcript has 17 exons. Lineage: Eukaryota; Metazoa; Arthropoda; Insecta; Hemiptera; Aphididae. The record is from RefSeq and is a predicted model, not a curated record.